Aspergillus aculeatus ATCC 16872 is the source of this 1978-nucleotide messenger RNA. RefSeq lists its product as uncharacterized. NCBI's taxonomy places the organism in Eukaryota, Fungi, Ascomycota, Eurotiomycetes, Eurotiales, Aspergillaceae. The record is from RefSeq and is a predicted model, not a curated record. The transcript has 2 exons. Bases 115 to 1668 code for a protein of 517 amino acids.
UUGUACUUUCCCUCCGCCAACAGCAUCCGGCUGUGUUCUGUCCUCUCCCUCCCAAUCUCCCCCGCAUCCCUUUACAUUCGUUUCUGAAACUCAACCAACCCAGUCGCAGAAAUCAUGUCUUUGAAAGAUGUGUAUAGCGGGUUCCUGACCAACCCGAAGUCGGCUCCGUUGGCCACCGAUGCGUCCCUCGUUUACAUCACGACCACUACCAAGGUAGACGGUGACGCUGCGAUUGUCAGCCAUUUCAGCAAACAGCAGCGCCUCGUCAAGACCAAGUCGGAGACCAUUCUGGACGCCUUCGAAAGCACCAACUCUCUCUGCUUGGAUAUUGAAACUACCCUGGAAUUUGUGUCUGGCGGGGGGGCGUACCUUCCUCAGCUUGACGACAAUUUCCUGGCCGAUCAUGUCGCUACCUUUCCGACGGUCCACAUUGUUCGCUUCAAUGCUCAUCAGCAAAUCCAGAAUGUCCGUAUCUACUGGGACCAAGCUUCGUUACUGAAACAAGUCGAAGUGAUCGGUUCGCGUGCUCGCGGUUGGCCCAUUCGUGAUGCCAAAGACCAGUUUCGCCUUCUCAAAUCUGCCAUCUCCUCGAGUCCCAGCGAUCACGGACCGGGGUCAACUUCUGCGCCUGCCCCACCUGCCUCCACAGAGGAGAAAGCGCGUGUUCCGGAGCGCCAGAUCGCCUCUCCAGGGAAAAAGUACAUCAAGGACCCCCAUGCCGCGGACUCCUUGUUCGAACUUCUUUCGCCAGGCAAGGACAGCAAGGACCGAGGAGAACCUGUGCGUGCCCCGCGUGCUCCUGCGUCUGCCCAGCCUCCAGCGCGCGACUACGGCGAGCUCUUCCUCAGUACCGAAGGUGACUUCGACAACGAUACUCCCGACGCGUCGCCAUCCAGAAAGCGUAUCCCCCCUAAGGCCGGUACCAAGAACUUGCAACCCUCGCGCAUCUUUGAUCAUGAUGAGACCGCCACCAAAGAAGGACUCCAGCAGAUUGCGUACAAGGCUCACCCCAAACGUUACGACCACUUUGAGCUUGGCGGGGAUAACAGCACUCGGGAGGUCCAUGAGAAGCCUGGGCGCCCUGUGUCUCGUCAGGCCCCUCACUGGGACUUUGAAGACUUUGUCACCCCCGAAAAGCCCAAGCGUCAACUUCGAGGAGAGGAAAUCCGUCACUUUGGUUGGGGCGAUGAUGAGCAGGAACCUACAUCCGUCCCAGUUCGAUCACGGGCGCAGCACUCCCGUCCUGAUGCCGAAACUCAUUUUUCGGUGACCGAGACUCCCGAAGAAAGACCAGGCGGCCGCAUUAUCAGCUCAUUCCAGAACAAAGGCUUGGGCCUUUACAAGAACCACCUUUUCGACAACAAGGAAGACGAUGAAUUCUCUCAGAACGCAAACGCGCCCCUCUCUAGAGUCAACAACAAUGGCGCCAACCGUAAGAAGGAGCUUGAGACCCACUGGGAUAUGGCCGACGAGUCGCCUCGUGAUAGCAAGCGCAACGCGGAAAACAGAAAGCCUAUUCCCGGAGACCGUCAAAAGGCAGUUAAGGCGCUGGAGCCAUCCUGGGAUACCUAUGACCAGUCACCUGAACCCACGAAGAUGGCGCCCCCUCAGCGGCAGAGCGUAAGAAACCACAACCAGCGGAGUUGGAACUUCGGUGCUGAAAAUUGAUCGCUGCAUCGCUAAGCUACGUUGCGCGGUGCUUCAUUGCUCAGUCCAUGCAUAUACCCAUUCCAGAACAAGACCUUUCGCCAAGUCUUGAGUAUACCUAGAGAGUAAGCCAAGCGAAUCCGGAGCAAACCAGGGGCCAACAUCCACGAACGGAAGAAGAAAACAACUGAAAGUCUGUAGCUAUCGAUAGGAGGAACUCUUAUCUUUGCAUGCCGAAUCUUUGUCUAGUAUUUGUGACAGCGUUUCCCUGCAUUUGAUAUGGGGCCAACUACUAUCCUGAUUCGAUGUGAGGCAGAAUGCAAAUACAAUC